UAUAAACAUUUUGAAAUGCAUAUAAAGUCCUGGACGUUAUCAGUUCUCUUCAUAACGUUUUUCAAAUCUUGUCUAAGAAGACGUACUGAAUUUAUAAAGGUUCUCUAAAAAGUUUGUUAUACAGUGUAAAGAAAACAACUGGAACGAAAGAAAUGAAACGCAUUGCAGUAAUUGGUGCUGGUGCUAGUGGUCUAACGGCUAUAAAAUGCUGUCUUGACGAGGAACUUGAACCCGUGUGUUUUGAGAGGACAAACUAUAUCAGCGGAUUAUGGCAUUACACAGAAGAGGUGGAGGAAGGUCAGGCACGUGUUAUGAAGUCCACGGUGAUCAACACAUCGAAGGAGAUGAUGUGCUUCAGUGAUUUUCCUAUACCGGCAGAUUACCCGAUAUUCAUGCACCAUAAGUGUGUUGACCAGUAUUUCCAUAUGUACGCUGACAAAUUUGGAUUACAGAAAUACAUACACUUCAAUACGGAGGUAUUGUAUGUGAAACAAGCAGAAAGUUUCAACACUGACAGCAAAUGGGAAAUUAAAAUAAAGAAUUCUGAGGGGAAAGAAGUACAACAAAUAUUUGAUGGUGUUCUUAUCUGUACCGGACAUCAUGCAGAAAAGAAUAUUCCAAACUUCCCGGGAUUAGAAAAGUUCAAGGGCAAGGUUACGCAUACCCGUGAUUACAAGGAUUACCAUGGUUACGAGGACAAAAAUGUUUUAAUCAUAGGUAUUGGAAAUUCUGGUGGUGAUGUAGCAAUGGAUCUUAGCCGCAUUUCGUCGCAGGUAUAUUUGAGCACCCGUUCGGGAUCAUGGAUACAAAAUCGUAUAGCUGACAACGGGGUUCCGUGGGACAUGGUCCUCUCAACGCGAUUCAACGCAGAACUAAUAAAAAGAUUUCCUGGAUUAUUAGCAAACGCGGCAACGAAAAAGGCCAACCAACGAUUCGAUCAUGAAAAAUACUGCCUUCGGCCGAAACAUGGAAUAUUUUCUGCUCAUCCUACGGUAAACGAUGAACUUCCAAACAGAAUAAUUGCAGGGGGUGUUAUUGUAAAAGCCAAUGUAGCACAGUUCACGGAAACAGGAGCUGUAUUUGAAGAUGGUACUAAAGUCGAGAAUUUAGACGCUGUAGUACUUGCCACAGGAUACAUAAUUGGUUUCCCGUUUCUCGAUAAGAAUGUUCUAGAAGUGAGGGAGAACAAGGUAAACAUGUACAAAUACAUGUUCCCACCGGAUCUGCGGAAGUAUACCUUGGCAAUUAUUGGAUGUUUCCAACCUCUUGGGGCGUUAAUGCCUAUCUGUGAAAUGCAGUGUCGCCUUGCUACACGGGUAUUUAAGGGGUUAAAGGCUUUACCAAAUAGUGACGAGAUGUGGAAAGACAUCAAAGCCAAACAACAAGCCAUGGCUUCAAGAUAUAAGAAAUCAAUGCGUCAUACCAUCCAAGUAGAUUGGCUUCCAUUUAUGGAUGAAUUAGCAGAAUUAGUCGGCUGUAAACCAAACUUGUGGAAACUUUUGACAGACCCAAAACUGGCGAUUGAAGUUUACUUUGGACCUUGUACACCCUACCAGUAUCGCUUAAUGGGACCUGGACCCUGGAAAGGAGCUAGGCAGGCCAUCAUGACACAGUGGGAACGCAGCUAUAAACCGCUGCAGACCAGACCCUGUGAAAAGGGUACAAGCAAUGGUUUCGGGACAUUAUUCGUGUUGGUAGUGCUUGCAGUAGCUGUACUGAUCUACUCUUUUUUGUAGCAAAACUUAUGGUGUAUUUGAGGAAGAAUUAUGCGUACAAUUUUGGGUCCUUACAAAAGUGUGCCAUGUGUGAAUUAGAAAAUAUGUUAUUUCUUUAACGAAUUGAUUUGAGAGGUAUUUGAAAAUGGUUUUCACAGCACUUUAUUUUCCUCAAACUAAUUCUCCAAAACGUCUACAUAAUGCCACAAAUGCAUACUUAGCUUACAUAUUUAUAGUGUCUGAUUGAUUUACAUGAUUCGCUUGUGAUGUAUAUCCUGACAAAGGAAAACUGAUUAAAAAUAGUUACCGCCAGCUUUACAACUGUUGUGCUUACUAGUGCAUGCUUAGCAAACACUGCAUUGUAACUACAACUUUUUCAUUGAUAAAGGACAGUUUUUUUUACGGAACCACUUUAUCUUCCGUUAGCAAGUUGGGUGACUUCCACUCAUGAAGAAUUCUACGCCCCAAGCAAGACUAGAACCAACAUCGGUUAGGGACAAGUCUUUUAAAGUCAUCGAUCUUAACCACUCGGCCACAGAGGUACCCUUUUUGCAAAAUAUAUCUGAUUAUCUAAUUAUGCUUUCUCGUCUACAGAAUCUUAAUACGGCUUUAUACUUUAAUAAACAGAACCUUAAUAUGCA
Messenger RNA from Mercenaria mercenaria, 2356 nucleotides. Its product is annotated as flavin-containing monooxygenase 5-like. Bases 153 to 1736 code for a protein of 527 amino acids. The transcript is spliced from 5 exons. The record is from RefSeq and is a predicted model, not a curated record. Gene Ontology annotation, molecular function: N,N-dimethylaniline monooxygenase activity; NADP binding; flavin adenine dinucleotide binding. NCBI's taxonomy places the organism in Eukaryota, Metazoa, Mollusca, Bivalvia, Venerida, Veneridae.